This is a messenger RNA of Rubroshorea leprosula, 562 nucleotides long. The record is from the annotation of a GenBank genome assembly. NCBI's taxonomy places the organism in Eukaryota, Viridiplantae, Streptophyta, Magnoliopsida, Malvales, Dipterocarpaceae.
CAAGCCCUAAAACUUAGGGCCAACCAAUUGGACUACAGAUUCGAUUGGCAUUCUUCAACAAAUACUUAAAUUUAAAAUUAAUAAAUAAAAAAAUAAGUAUUGAAAAAAUUCUUCUUAAAGAGUCCGAUCAAAUUCGAUCGUAAAUGAAUCGAAAGACAAUUAAUUGCGGGUUGUGCCAGAGCCCUUGGAACACAAUUAAGCAAGGCGAGCUGGUGCUAGGUGUUGGCUCGUUAAGUUUUGGAGGCCUCACCACUGCGGACAGGCUACCAACGCGUAACAAAAGCCGUAUUACAUUUGGAAAGGGAUUACCGAGAUGUAAGCAGAUAUGGCCAAGAUGGCAUUCGAUGUUGCUCUUAAUAUAACAAGAGAAUAACACAUUUCAUAUUCGAUAGGGUUAGAAUAAAAUGGGAACAAUUGAUAUUCUUUAAUAUUGUUCACAAAAGUUUCACUCAGCGUAUCCUAACCAGCCAAUGAAAGGGAAAUGAGAAGAGAAUGCCGAAUGCCGAAUGCCGAAGAGUGAAAUGGGUCAACCACCAUAGCGCGUCUUGAGGGAUUCAGGUGG